AUGAUUAAGCAAAAUAACUUUAUAGAAAACUCAGUAAGUGUAGGUGAAGGCGAAGAUAACAAUUCAAUAAUGCCUGAUAACUUCAGAGAGCGACGUGAUCUGGAAUAGUAUUUCUUUACCAAGAAUACCAUAGAGCAUCUUUUAUCAUCUUUUACUAUGGCUGUACCAAAUCCUGAAGAUCUUGAAAAGAAACUAUGUCUAAUCUGUGCACCUACACUUGCUAAGGCAUUCCAUGAAAGACUAGGUUUAAAGAUCACAAUAUUAGACAUUGAUGAGAGAUUUAAGGAGCUACCUGGCUUUAAGUACUUCGAUCUCUAGGCGCCAAUUCCAUUUGAGAAUGAAUUCGAGUAUAUUCUAUUUGAUCCUCCCUUCUUUUAUAUAACUCUUGAUUAGAUGAGCAAGGCUAUCUAAGUUGUAGCAAAUGGCAAAAAAGACAUUAAGCUUAUGAUGAGUUUUAUGAUAAGAGAUGAGGCACAAGUCAAGCAGUCAUUUAAGAUGUUUAACUUAGAGAGAACUUAGUAUCAGCUGGAAUAUGCAACUGUAAAGCCAAACAGAUGGGAAAAUUAUGGCCUAUAUGCAAAUGUAGAUUUGCCCAUGAUAAAAAGAAUGAAGAAGAAGGGAGGUAGUAAAUGGUGA
Messenger RNA from Stylonychia lemnae, 636 nucleotides. The record is from the annotation of a GenBank genome assembly. Lineage: Eukaryota; Ciliophora; Spirotrichea; Sporadotrichida; Oxytrichidae.